This is a messenger RNA of Cherax quadricarinatus, 2200 nucleotides long. The record is from RefSeq and is a predicted model, not a curated record. NCBI's taxonomy places the organism in Eukaryota, Metazoa, Arthropoda, Malacostraca, Decapoda, Parastacidae.
UACUUUAUUUACCAGAAUGCUUCAUUCAUUACCAUUAUUUUAUAACACCAAGACUCUUCUCUUAACCUGUGCUUGAAACUCCUCUCCCCGAGGCACGAGUACUUCAAAAUCUUCAACAUCAUGUUUCCGUGAUCACUUAAACAUCGCAGCAAAGCCACUGUAGAGCCUCCUAGCUACUUCUCAGGCAAGAAUACCUUCUGGGUCCUGCAGAGCAAAUAGUACCUCCAGGGUCCUGCACACUAACAAGUACCUCCUGUGUACUGCACACUUGGUUUUAUACACUAAGCAGUACCUCCUGGGUUCUGUACACGAAGGAGCACCUCCUGUGCGCUGCAGACUUGGUUCUGUACACUAAUCAAUACUUCCUGGAUUCUGUACGGAAUGGAUGGGACCGAGGAGCCUCCCGUGACCGUGUUGGUCCCGAGUUCGAAGUUCACUGUGGCGGACUACACUGUGUUCACUCUUCUGCUGGUGGUAUCGGUGGGUAUCGGCGUGUACAGUGCCUUCAAGAGUCGUAGAGUGGUGACUACUCAGGAGUACCUGCUGGGAGGUCGUACUAUGCCUCUCCUUCCAGUGGCUCUCUCACUCCUCGGGGGAGCCAUAUCUGCAAUAUCUAUACUUGGUAACGCUACAGAGGUUUACUUCUACGGUACACAGCUGACCAUGAACCUGAUCGGAAGCAUCUUCGGCGUCCUGGUAUUGAGGAAUGUGAUGCUGCCUGUCCUCUACCCUCUCAAGCUCGUCUCAAUGUUUGAGUACAUGGAGUUGCGGUUCAAGUCAAGAACGCUGCGGAAGAUGGCUACGGGAAUCCAGCUGCUGGCGUCGUUCGUGUAUAUGGGUAUCUGCCUGUAUGCUCCAUCACUGGCUCUCUCCUCUGUCACUAGCCUCCCCAUCUGGGCGUCUGUUCUGCUGAUGGGACUCAUCUGUUCUUUCUACAUAACUAUAGGCGGAGUGAAGGCGGUAGUGUACGCAGACGUGGUACAAACACUGCUUAUGUUCGUUGGAGUGUUGGUGGUGUCUGUGAUCUGCUGCCAACAGCUGGGAGGACCUGCCAACGUGUGGACAAUCGCCGGACAAGGAGGGAGACUUGAAUUCUUUAAUAUGGACCCGAGUCCUUUCGUGCGUCACACCUUCUGGUCGACUCAGAUCCAGGGAGCCUACGUGGCACUCAGCAUGGCUGGCUUCAACCAACCUCAGUUCCAGAGAUUCAUCUCAGUCAGAACUCUCAGCCUCUCCCAGGCACUUUGUAGUUUGUUUGCACUGGGACUGUUGCUGUUGUGGGGGACCUUCUACUUCUCUGGCCUCGUCGCCUACGCUGUCUAUAGUGACUGUGAUCCUUUCACCUCAGGAAGAAUAAGCAAACCUGACCAGAUCAUGCCUUAUCUGGUGACAGAUAAGUUGAACCAUCUGCCGGGCAUGUCAGGGCUCUUCGUGGCAGCUGUGUACGGCGGUGUUCUUAGUUCGUUGUCAUCACACGGGAACGCCAUAGCUUGUGUCAUCUGGGUGGACUUUCUGAAGGAUCUACCUUACUUCAGUAACUUCAGUGAACGUCGCUCCACCAACAUCGUCAAGUUUUUGUCAACUAUGACGGUGAUGGCAGCCAUAUGUAUAGGACUGCUGGUGGGAGAACUGGGUACCAUCUUUCAAGUGACCAACGGCCUCCUCAACGCCAUCAAGGGUCCCCUUGGUGGCAUCUUCCUAGUAGGCAUCUGCGCCCCUUGGGUCAAUAAAAAGGGUGCCGCUGUCGGCGCCUCUCUGGCUUUCCUGUUCAACAUUUGGUUGGCGAUCGGCAAGCUAGCAAGGGGUGGCGGGAACCCAGAGAAGAUGCCUCUCUCUACUCUUGGCUGCCCGGAGAAUGUCAACCACACACUGCAAGACAGCCUUAACGAUGUACUCACUGAUGGCCUCAACGAUGUACUCACUAGUGGCCUCAAUGACACUGUUGGCUUCACCUUCGCCACUGCUGCCGUACCAGUGGCUGAAGGGUCGGGACACACGGUCUACGACAUCUCGUACUGCUACAGUGGGAUCACUGGUAUUAUAAAUACCUUCAUCCUCAGCACCUUCCUCUCCAUCCUCACAGGUGACUCCAUUAUUUACUCUCACCUUCCCUCUCUCCCUCUCAUGUUCACUCACUAUCAUGUUCGCUAGCUAAUUCAUACUCACUCCCAUUCCCUCAUACAGCCUCUCUCUCUCUAAU